Molecule: messenger RNA, 912 nt
Organism: Vanessa tameamea
Lineage: Eukaryota; Metazoa; Arthropoda; Insecta; Lepidoptera; Nymphalidae
Exons: 6
Coding region: 177-815 (212 amino acids)
Source: RefSeq, a predicted model, not a curated record
UGUCAAAGGAAAAAACAUUAGCACCUAUGUUUCGAAAUUGAAGUGUGAAAGUAAAAAUUUCAACGUACUAUGCGCCCUGUUUUUGCGUAUAGGAAAUAUUCGCAAUAUUUCAAAAAUGUAAAAAUAAUUGCUUGGUAUAUGUAUUACAUGUUUUAGUGGAACCGAACUUUUCUCAAAUGUGUUCAAACAGGGCCAUUGCUGACAGUUUAGAAUGCUGUAUGGACGAUUUGGUCGAAUGUUUCGAAGACUUUGUAAAAAAAUCUCUUUUCGUAAUAUCCUUUGGAGUUUGUUUAAUAAUCGCCAUGCUUGCUUACAUACUAAAAGUUGUCAAAGAACGUCCACCUAUACAAAAUAUUAUCGCAGAAGAUGCAGCCAGUGCUCAAUAUGAGAUAAGGAAUAUGGAACAAAAAGAUGAUCAUAGUUUAAAAAACGAUAUUUUUAGUAAAUUUUCUCAGAAGAAUAAACCAAAAGACGACAUUUUAUUUCCUAGUGAAAGCUAUGUUCAGACAACAACAGCUGUCAAUACUAUUCCAAGACUUCAAACUAUGCCAAGUUAUGAUGAACGAGUUUUAAGGGAAAUUGGUUUCUCUUCAUGCUCCAAAUCUGGCUGUAAGAGACGGUUUGGUAAUAACAACGAUGUCCCUUCACGAGUACCGAUACCAAAUUUAACGUCAUCACCUCCGAAGUACAAGUCAAUACACUCAAUACUUUUGAGUAAACAUAAUAUAUCAUCCUCCCAAUUAUGUUCAAAAACUAAACGAGGUUCCAGCUGUUCGAUUUGUAGCAACAACGAUGGCGAUGCACAGCCUCGUUGAUAAAAUCUUUGAUAAAAAAACUAUUAUGAUAAAAAAACUAUGAUAUGUUUCGACUUCAAAUUGUGACGUGUUGUAUAUUCGAUACUUUAAAAUUAUU